Messenger RNA from Naegleria lovaniensis, 1062 nucleotides. RefSeq lists its product as uncharacterized. The coding region runs from base 1 to 1062 and encodes 353 amino acids. The transcript has a single exon. The record is from RefSeq and is a predicted model, not a curated record. Lineage: Eukaryota; Heterolobosea; Eutetramitea; Acrasida; Naegleriidae.
AUGACUUUACAAAAAAAAUUUAAACAAGGCUUUGCAAGAGGGUUAUGGAUUGAAGCAAUGGAUUUGAAUGAAUUUAUUAUAUCAGCCAAGAAAUAUUUUGAAGAGAGCAUUGAAAUUGUACAAGAUGAUGAUGAAGGAAAUGAUCAUUUAGAAUCGACGAGUGAACCACUCGUGGCAUCAUCGGAUUUGCAAUAUUUGGAGCAUGAUGAUGAAUUGAGAUGGAUUCCAUUGAGGCAAAUGGAACAAGCAAUGGCCGUAAAGAAGCUCAAGAUGGGACAUUGUACUGCUCUCAAUGAAGAAUUAUUUGUUUCACCUCAAUCUCCACUCUCUGAUAUUCAUGAUCGUCUCUAUGCAAAAAUGAUUGAGAAUACACCAAAUACAAAACCAAUGGGUGUCGUAAAGGCUAUUAAAUUCUUGGAGAGAGUUCUUACCACGACGGAUACAAUCUCACUGGAUCGCAUUUCUAUUUACAUGGUGAAUCAAAAUUUAGAGAUGGUCAUUCGACAUGUGACUGAUCGAGAUCUAUUGCAAAUUGAAUUGUUUGAUAGGGGAAUUGAAAUUAUCAAACUCGUUCUUGAAAAGUUUGCACAAGGCUUGUCUCUAAAUUGUCAGCAAUUUUGGACCGAUUUGUUGACCAGGUAUCUUUCAUUCUUUGUGACCGAAAGACCCGAAGAUAGUAUGGAACGACAAUGGGAAUUGAGCUCUGUCAUGUUUGAACGAAUGACAAAAAUGAUUUCUGCCUUAAGGGAACAAAUUCUCUUCAUGAAAUGUUUGAUUGAGGUACUAUUUUCAAUAUUGCUAAACGAACGCACUUGCUCGCAAAAGAAUCCACUCAAUGGCAAACCGUUCUAUCUUUUGAAACUUUUUGAAAUGUUAGGAUCGUUUGUCUUUGAGCAGGAUCAUACGGAAAUUACAUCUCGGUUUACAAAUCAAACAGAUAAAUUAAUUGCAGCUCUCGAAAUCGGCAAUAGCAAGAAGGAUGACAUGGAAUAUUUGUACAUGACAAGGAUUAUUGGUAAUGUUGCUCGACUGAAAACUCUAAAAGAAUUAAAAAUUAUUUAA